Molecule: messenger RNA, 904 nt
Organism: Pseudo-nitzschia multistriata
Lineage: Eukaryota; Bacillariophyta; Bacillariophyceae; Bacillariales; Bacillariaceae
Source: the annotation of a GenBank genome assembly
GAUGAGCAGAAAUGGUUGGAUUUUUAACGGCCUUUCUGAGGCGGGUUUUUGUUCCCUGACGACACAAAACAGAAACAACCUCCCGACAACACGAUCCUUUCGUUUGGGUUUGAUUGCCUUACCGCAACACACCGAUUGAUCCUACCCGCAUCGAGAAUCCGAGCAUCACACAGUACGGUAGCGCUACGGCAUUGACAAGGAGAGCAACUUGAAGCGAAGCGAAACAAACUAGAACCCCGCAACGAUGCCCGGUCAACGAGCGGUGAGCUCAGCUCCCUCGGCCAAACGCCGCCUGGACUUUGGCGACGACGAGAAGGACACCCAGAGAGUCCAUUCGGUGCAACCGGUGGGAUCGACGUCAUUGGAAUCGUCCGUGCAGACAAACUUGGUUGCAGGGACCCCCCAAAAGAAAAAACGGCGAACCGACAGUGGCAUCGCCGGUUACUUUUCCUCGCCUCCCCCCGCGACGACCACGGCGGUGGUGACCCCCGAGAAAGAUUCCCUCGACGGCGAAACCGAAGAUGACGCACAUGUCCCGAGGUACAUCCACAAGAACCUCGGGUACAAGCGCCGCGGGGAUGCCGUUCUGGACCCCUCGGUGGAGGCCGCCUUCGCACUGGUCGAGGAGCACUGCGGGAUCCCGCCCGGGUUCGAGAACGACCGGAAGUACGGCCCCCUCAGCGGGACCUGUUUCGAGCAGCGCCUGCUUGAUGCGUACGACAAGGGCAUGGUCAGGCCAAAGAUCGGCCCGGGCGGCAACACCACCGGGAUCGAGAUUUGUACGCACUGCGCUAGUCUGGGGCACGGGCGGGACGAGUGCCCCGUGCUGAUCUAGCGAGGGGGGGGGGGGUACCAGGUACAGACCAAACCAAAACCUAAAGAACAACAAACCAACGCAAAACUG